Corticium candelabrum is the source of this 1144-nucleotide messenger RNA. Its product is annotated as MOB-like protein phocein. Lineage: Eukaryota; Metazoa; Porifera; Homoscleromorpha; Homosclerophorida; Plakinidae. The record is from RefSeq and is a predicted model, not a curated record. Gene Ontology annotation, cellular component: cytoplasm. Bases 28 to 681 code for a protein of 217 amino acids. The transcript has 7 exons.
AAGUUAGUCACGUGACAACUUGUGACGAUGGCUGAAGGUGUUGUCCGCCGAAAUCUACCGGGAACAAAAAACGAAGAUCUUUACAGUUGGCCUGAUGAGCCGUUUGAUGAAAUGGAGAGCACGCUGUCUGUACAGCAAUACAUUCAGCAAUUGAUCAGGAAGGAUUACAAGGACAUCGACGGCCUGUUGGAACCCCCAGAUGGUCAAGACGAGGGCGUUUGGAAAUACGAACACAUCAGACAAUUUUGUAUGCAGCUGAAUGAGUUGGCCGUGAUACUGCAGGAAGACUGUAGUCCGACUGUUUGUACGCAGAUGACGUCCACGGAGCAGUGGAUAUUUUUGUGCGCUGCCCACAAAGCUCCGAAGGAGUGCCCAGCAAUUGAUUACACUCGUCAUACUCUGGACGGGGCUGCAUCUCUGCUCAACAGCAACAAAUACUUUCCAAGCAGAGUGAGCAUACGCGAGACUUCGUUGCAGAAACUGAGCUCGGUGUGUCGCAGAGUCUACAGAAUUCUGUCUCAUGCCUAUUACCAUCAUCGUGAACUCUAUGAUGAGUUUGAGGAGUCCACCUGUCUCUGCAAACGAUUCUCUGUGUUUGUGAUGAAGUAUAAUCUGAUGCCAAUAGAUAACCUGAUUGUUCCUGUCGAUCAUCCUCUUGUGUCAAAGAAGAGCAGCGAGUAACGGUUUGAAUACAGAUAACGCACUCUAUGGUAUUCUAUUGCAUUGUUAAAACUUUCUAAUAAUCUUUCUAAUAAUCGAUUAACAAGCAACAGCUAUAGCUCAAGGUAACUCACUAUGUACAUGCACCCGGGCUCAUUUGAACAGAUCACUACUUACUAUUGAAUUACUCUCAUCAUUUUCUGUCUAAAAUUUUUCACAAGUGCAAACAAGUGUAACUGGCAGCUUCGAAAUGCUUGAAAAAUAACACAUGCACGUAGUCUAUUGGUCUAUGGCCAUAAAGCUGCAAGUUAUGUUACACUCCAAGCACCCAAAUCAUCGUAAUGUACUAACUGUGCAAGUAGAUUCUUGGUUAUUUACAAUCUGAAAUUGGGGCGUAUUGAGAAAAAGACACGCCCACGCAAAUUUGCAGUAUAUAAUGAUCAGGUGUAAUGAUAAUGACGUAUUGUUAUUAUUGUAUUGGUGG